AUGAUGGGUUACUCUUCAAAAUUCUAUCUUGUUUUGCUUAUGUCCAUUUGUGGAGUGGUUUCUUGGGCUUCCCCCAUUGGAGAUCAGAAGAGAGACAGAAUUACUCAGCUGCCAGGACAGCCAAAGAAUGUGGGGUUUGCUCAGUAUUCUGGCUAUGUGAAUGUGAACGAGCAAAGUGGGAGAGCAUUGUUUUACUGGUUGGUGGAGGCACCGGUGAGUCGUGGACCAAGGUCAAGACCACUAGUGUUGUGGCUCAAUGGUGGCCCUGGAUGUUCCUCUAUUGCUUACGGUGCAUCCGAGGAAAUUGGUCCUUUUCACAUUAGACCUGAUGGCAAGUCGCUUUACUUGAACCCUUAUGCUUGGAACAAGGUGGCAAAUGUCCUGUUCCUUGAUUCUCCUGCUGGUGUUGGUUUUUCAUAUUCGAAUAAAACAACAGAUCUGUAUACAUUUGGUGACCAGAGAACAGCUGCUGAUGCAUAUGCUUUUCUUGUUAAUUGGUUUGAAAGAUUUUCUCAGUAUAAGCAUAGAGAAUUCUACAUUGCCGGAGAAAGUUAUGCAGGUCAUUAUGUUCCUCAGUUGGCCCAAAUUGUUUACCAGAAAAAUAAGGGAAUCAAUAAUCCAGUUAUAAAUUUAAAGGGAUUUAUGGUUGGUAAUGCUGUUACUGAUGAUUAUCAUGAUUAUGUUGGCACAUUUGAAUAUUGGUGGACCCAUGGUUUGGUUUCAGAUUCUACGUAUAGGAUGCUAAAAAUUGCCUGCAAUUUUGGGUCCUCUCAGCAUCCAUCAGUACAAUGCAUGCAGGCUCUCAGAGUUGCAACUGUGGAGCAGGGAAACAUUGAUCCAUAUAGCGUUUAUACACAACCUUGUAACGAUACAGCAUCACUCAGACGCGGCUUGAAGGGUCGCUAUCCAUGGAUGUCUCGAGCAUAUGAUCCCUGUACUGAAAGGUAUUCUGAUUUGUAUUUCAAUCGUCCAGAGGUUCAAAAGGCCUUUCAUGCCAAUGUAACUGGGAUCCCUUAUGCAUGGAAAGCAUGCAGUGAUAUUGUAGGGAACUAUUGGACUGAUUCUCCAUUAUCUAUGCUUCCUAUAUAUCAAGAACUUAUUAGUGCUGGUCUCCGAAUAUGGGUCUACAGUGGAGACAGUGAUGCUGUGGUUCCAGUGACUGCUACUCGAUAUUCAAUUGAUGCCUUGAAGCUACCUACCAUCAUCAAUUGGUACCCUUGGUAUGAUAGUGGCAAGGUUGGUGGUUGGAGUCAAGUUUAUAAAGGGUUGACAAUGGUUACAGUAAGAGGAGCUGGACACGAGGUUCCUCUUCAUAGGCCCCGCCAAGCAUUCAUUCUUUUUAGUUCAUUCUUGGAGAAUAAGUCCAUGCCAUCGACAAGUUAG
Sphenostylis stenocarpa is the source of this 1383-nucleotide messenger RNA. NCBI's taxonomy places the organism in Eukaryota, Viridiplantae, Streptophyta, Magnoliopsida, Fabales, Fabaceae. The record is from the annotation of a GenBank genome assembly.